AUGCUACGCGUCCUCCGCAAAGUCCAGAAGCUCACGCUCCAGAACCUAGGAGGGCGAGCCAAGCGAGGGGAGGAACUCCGCAGGGGGCGUGGUCGGGAGGCGGGGCCUGGAUUUCCCGGUUCCGCAGAGGCAGGCUGCGUGCUUGCGCAGCACGUACGAGCGGGGGUGGGGCAGGCAGCCGGGCGGGCGGCGGAGGCACGGGGCCUGGUCCCGCCGGCACCAUGGCCAAGACCGUGGCCUAUUUCUACGACCCUGACGUGGGCAACUUCCACUACGGUGAGGGAACAAGGUGGGGCAGGGCACCCUAUGAAGCCCCAUCGCUUGGCAUUGACCCAUAGUCUGGUCCUGCACUACGGUCUCUAUAAGAAGAUGAUCGUCUUCAAGCCGUACCAGGCCUCCCAACAUGACAUGUGCCGCUUUCACUCUGAGGACUACAUCGACUUCUUGCAGAGAGUCAGCCCCACCAAUAUGCAAGGCUUCACCAAGAGCCUUAAUGCCUUCAACGUGGGCGAUGACUGCCCAGUGUUUCCCGGGCUCUUUGAGUUCUGUUCCCGUUACACAGGCGCGUCUCUGCAAGGAGCAACCCAGCUGAACAACAAGAUCUGUGAUAUUGCCAUUAACUGGGCUGGUGGUCUGCACCAUGCCAAGAAAUUUGAGGCCUCUGGCUUCUGCUAUGUCAAUGACAUUGUGAUUGGCAUCCUGGAGCUGCUCAAGUACCACCCUCGGGUGCUCUACAUUGAUAUUGACAUCCACCACGGUGAUGGAGUUCAGGAAGCCUUCUACCUCACUGACCGGGUCAUGACAGUCUCCUUCCACAAAUAUGGAAACUACUUCUUUCCUGGCACAGGUGACAUGUAUGAAGUUGGAGCAGAGAGUGGCCGCUACUACUGUCUAAAUGUGCCCUUGCGGGAUGGCAUUGAUGACCAGAGUUACAAGCACCUUUUCCAGCCGGUUAUCAACCAGGUAGUGGACUUCUACCAACCCACGUGCAUUGUGCUCCAGUGUGGAGCUGACUCUCUGGGCUGUGAUCGUCUAGGCUGCUUCAACCUCAGCAUUCGAGGGCAUGGGGAAUGCGUCGAAUAUGUCAAGAGCUUCAAUAUCCCUCUUCUGGUGCUAGGUGGUGGUGGCUAUACUGUCCGAAAUGUUGCCCGCUGCUGGACAUAUGAAACAUCGCUGCUGGUAGAAGAGGCCAUUAGUGAGGAGCUUCCCUAUAGUGAAUACUUCGAGUACUUUGCCCCGGACUUCACACUCCAUCCAGAUGUCAGCACCCGCAUCGAGAAUCAGAACUCACGCCAGUACCUGGACCAGAUCCGCCAGACAAUCUUUGAAAACUUGAAGAUGCUGAACCAUGCACCUAGCGUCCAGAUUCAUGAUGUGCCUGCAGACCUUCUGACCUAUGACAGGACUGACGAGGCUGAUGCAGAGGAGAGGGGUCCUGAAGAGAACUAUAGCAGGCCAGAGGCACCCAAUGAGUUCUAUGAUGGAGACCAUGACAAUGACAAGGAAAGCGACGUGGAGAUUUAA
Puma concolor (puma) is the source of this 1524-nucleotide messenger RNA. RefSeq names its product histone deacetylase 3 (gene HDAC3). The record is from RefSeq and is a predicted model, not a curated record. Gene Ontology annotation, biological process: epigenetic regulation of gene expression. Gene Ontology annotation, molecular function: histone deacetylase activity. NCBI's taxonomy places the organism in Eukaryota, Metazoa, Chordata, Mammalia, Carnivora, Felidae.